ACGGAAGUGGUUGAUCAGUCCAGCGACUACAGAGUUCCAGACGGGUGGACCAUGUGUUACAUCGACGAGCGUGACACCGCACAUCACAAAACUCCGUGUCGGGACCUGCUUCAGGGAAUUCCCGGGUACGAAAAUGGCAAAGAACUGCUCGCAGCCGGGGGAACGUUUGGAUGUUGGCACGGGACCACGGGGGACUCUCCAGGACCGGCUUUUGCAACGAAUAAUGUCAUAGAGAACAGUUGUAAAGAUGGUGUGCAGCAGGAGACACGACUGCAUUCGUGGAACGUUCGAACAACAACACUUGGCGUCUGUAUAAAGGGCCUUAUUUGUGAUGGAGCUCCACAGAGGACAGUUCCUCCCUCUACACCUUCCAUACCUGAUGAAAGACGGAGUGAUAAUGAGGAUGAUGUUGGGUCUGGAGAGCUGGACGACAAAAUUACAAGGAAGAAUUUGGCUCUUGGCAAAAGAACGAAGCAGUCGUCUUUCUGGGACGCGGGUUACUCGCAGAACGCGGUUGACGGUGACCGCAGCACCAACUGGUACAGCGGGUCCUGUACUCACACCGAGGCCAGCCUUCGCGACAACGUCUGGGACGUCGGCACAACAAACCCCUGGUGGUACGUGGACCUCGGCUCCUCGUAUCCAAUCGGAAAAGUCGUCAUCGUGAACCGAAGAUCACCGAAAGACUCCGUAACCUCACGAAUCAAUCCGUUCGAGAUUCGAAUCGGGAAUUCGAAAGACGUGACGGCGAAUCCGAAGUGCGAAAGUCGACACGUUUUCCCCGCGGAUGAAGACGUCAUGGAGGUAUCGUGCGGAGGGAUACAGGGAAGAUACGUCGGAAUACGCCUCCCAGGAGAGAACAGAAUCCUGACUUUGUGUGAGGUUGAAGUGUAUGCAGCAGAUGAUACUCCACAGUCUUCACCGACGAUGAUUCCGGCCAUAUCUGACGGUUCGCUGGGUGAUGAUGAGGAUGAGGUUGGGUCAGGGGAGCCGUACGACAAAGGUGAAGGCCCACAAACAACAAUGCCAUCGACGACGACCAUUCCUACCCCAACUGAAGAUCCAGCCAGUGAUGAUGAUGAUGACGAUGCUGAUUCUGGAGAAGUUGAGGGUUCAGUUUAUUCGAAUGAUAAUCGACUGGCAUGCGAGAAACACUAUGUACUAAACGACCCAUGGAGAAGUGUGCGGACUCACAGGGAAAGAGGCCACAGGUGCGACCAGAAGACAAUGAUAAAGGAGAACCUCUGGUUUCGCUUUGUGGGAGAAGGUGGCACCAUGAUACCAACGCAACGCCCCCCAGCGACUCAUCGAUGCAGUACACACGCUCCCGUCUGGAUGAAAGGAAAUCAUCCAACCGUAGAGCAGGGCGUGGUGAGGAGAAAGGUGUGCGCAUUCUGGGAAGAGGAAGAGUGCCAUUGGUCAUGGCACAUCAACGUCCUAGCAUGCCCCGGAGGAUACUACGUCUACAAGCUUCCAAAACCGAAGAUCUGUUACCUUGCUUACUGUACAACGGAUGAAGAUAUUGAGGGGUCAGGAGAGCCAGACGGCUCAGGUGACUUGGGGUAUACAAAGCGAGGUGAUACGCAGUACAAGAUAUACACCGAGGAAAAGACCUACGAUGCUGCCAAGCAGACGUGUGCUGCAGACGGCGGCCAUCUUGUGGACAUCGAAACCGAGGCUGUGUACAUCUUUCUUCUAGGAAUGAUUCGAGACGUCGAUGUAAUAAAAGACUACUGGAUUGGGCUCAAUGACCAAGCAGAUGAACAGAGAUGGACCUGGUCUGAUGGAAAACUGUUGAAAGACGGUGGUUUCACCAAAUGGGCGCCCGGAGAACCCAACAACAAUGAAGGCAUCCAGGACUGUGGCCAGUUAUGGGCAUAUAAAAACUUCCAAUGGGACGACGACAGGUGUUCUUACAAGAAGUACUUCAUUUGCCAAAUAGGUCCAGGAGAGGCGUAUGACGGAGAUGACAUCAUCUUUAAGGGAUCUGGGGAGGAACCCUUGCCUACUCAAGAAAAUAUCAACGGUUGCCCAGAAAACAACAUAGUUGUGCUUCCCAGUGGUAAGAAAUACGUCGCCAGCGAUGACACCAGGACGUACGAAGACGCACAGACCGAAUGCAGACGUCAAGGCGGAAUCGUCGCCAUCCCAAGGAAUGAUGACGAACAAAGGAAUCUGGUGUUCCUGAAGAAUUGUGUCAGCAGAGAGAACCAGUUCUGGCUGGGUGUAAGAUGGACGUCGUCAGUAGGAUGGGUGGGCGGCAAGGGCAGUCCCCUGGGUGACUAUACAACUUGGGCGCCUGGAGAGCCAAACGACAGAUACAACGGCUACAGAUGUUCACACAUUGUCUAUGGCAACAAGGAGGGAGACAGAAGAAACAACUGGGCAGACGCUUACUGCAACUCAUUUUACAACUACGUCUGUGAGAUAGAAAACGCACCUUCCUGGUCAGCAUCCUCCCAGUUUGAUUCACGUCACUCGCCUGAUUGCGCUGAUAUCAACUCUCGCGAGACUUCAGACAAAGCCGGCGCAUGGGCAGCAGCAACCAACAACCAGGACCAAUGGCUGAUGAGGGACCUGGGCGAGGUGAAAGCCGUGACAGGCGUCAUCACCAAAGGCAGGGACUACAGCCCUGAUUGGCCGUAUGGACCACAUGACCAAUACGUCACCUCAUACGUCAUUUCAUUCGGCGUCAAAGAUGGCGACGAGACGUUUUACACCAAUGAGAACAACGAUAUUUCUGUUUUCACAGGGAAUUCUGACCGUAACGCGGAGGUCUACAACGACUUUAGGGAGUACAGCGGUCCUAUCAUGGCGCGUUACAUCAAAAUCCAUCCCCGAACCUGGCAUCAGCAUAUCUCAAUGAGGAUGAAGAUUGUAACAUCUGAUAUUGUUCCUAACGUCAAUGCAUCAUCCUGCUCUGAAGUGAAGUCUACAAACCCUGCUAGCAAAGAUGGCGAGUACACACUCCACCCUUUUUCCACGUGCCAAGAUAUAUCCCUCCGCGUCUACUGCCACAACAUGGCAUCCAAAGAACCAGAAGAGUUCCUGACUCUGCCGUCCGGGCCGGAAAGCAACUUUGCCAACAUCUACGCAGACCGAUUGAGGGAUAAUUAUGGAAGUCGGUGCAACGGACCGUUACAGGACCCGUACUCCAAUCGUGCCGGGACCACGAAGUUCAACAAAAUCAGAAUCAAGUUUGAAAACUCCAGGGUCAAGGUUAUUCGAGAUGACUACACUUUUGCUAGCACUGACGGCUUCAACAACGUACCGUAUGGGGAGGCUGGCGACUGUUAUUCUUGGAAACAGGGAUGUGCCAAAGGAACGUUUUCAUUGGAUCUUGCUGGGACUGGUCUCUCUUUGGCUUCAGACGUUCACUGGGUCAUGGAGGAACGCUAUCCAGGGUACAUCAGCAUUAACGACAUGUUUGUAUCAAAGGACAGAACGGCUGCAUCCGCACGUUGCGGGGGGUGGUGUGGCCACUGUUGGCCUGUGGACAAGAACCUAAUUCUCUCCCACCCACAAUGUGACAGCAACAGCCAACGCAGCAAGGCAAAUGACAAAGUCGACGUCGUGAAGAAUGUCUACCAAGGCUGCUUUAAAGAUGGUAAAAGACGGAGGCUUCCCGAAGCACUUCUCAUCAGUAUGGACAUGACAGCAGAUGUCUGUGUCAAACACUGUCGCCAAGAAGGAUAUUCUUAUGCAGGAACUCAAUAUUACAAAGAAUGCUGGUGCGGCACUGAGCUGCCAACCCGUGGACCACAUGACGAUAAUGAGUGUGCGACCCCUUGCGGAGGAAACCAGAAUGAAAUGUGCGGAGGCGAGUGGAGAUUAUCAGUGUACAAAGUGGAGCCAACCGUCGAUGUUAAACUUUCUUCGGAGGGACCUCAUGAGUGCCAGACAUCGGACGGGGCUUCCUACAGAGGAACGGUUGCUGUGACGAGAUCGGGCCGGACGUGUCAACGUUGGGACCAGCAGAUACCACAUGAGCACACGAGAACGUCUGACAACUAUCCGUCAUCCGGAUUGGUGGAGAACUACUGCCGGAAUCCGGACGAAACAGCCGGAGUCUGGUGUUACACCACGGAUCCUAACAAGAGAUGGGACUUUUGUGAUGUCGCAGUUUGUGGAUCUGUAACUGAGAAUCCUGCAACCCAACCACCUGUUUCAACAGAAAUAUCUACUGAGUCAGGAUCCUUGAUUGAAAAUCCUUCAACCCAAGUGCCGGUCAAGAAAGCAGAAACCGACGUUACAUCAACAGUGUGUCCAGUACCAGGCUACAUUCGUCUACGAGGAGCUUGCUACAAGUUCUUUGCUGAACCGAAGACGUACGACGAGGCUCGGCGGAGGUGUGCCGAAGACGGUGGGCUGCUAGCCAUGCCAAAAGGCCGAGCCACCAACCGAUUCUUCACCAACCACCAUCUCGGAUCCAGCUGGGUUGGGUUAACUGAUAUCAACAGAGAAGGUCGUUGGGUGUAUGAGGACGGCCAACUCCUGAAGUCGUCCGGGUAUUCUAACUGGGCCCGUGGUGAACCCAACGAUGCUGAUGGGAUAGAAGACUGUGCUGAAUUCACGCCAACCCGGGCGUUUUGGAAUGAUGCACCGUGUAACUCCAGCAAGCCGUUUACCUGUCAGAUAGGUGUAACCGAUGCGACGUCAGCAAGCCCAACACCUACACCUGAACCUACACCUACACCUACACCAGCGAGCCUCUCUACACCGAGAGUCACGACAGAGGGAAGACUCACCGUGCUCAAAACAUCCAAUGUAACCUUGAAAUGCAGGCUGAAAAUGAGACGACGAAACAUCAACCAUCGCAUCAAUUGGUACAGAAUCGGAGAAAACGGCACUCAGGGUGCUCCUCUCCUUACAUACAUUGAUAGACACGCCUUUUACAACUACAAGAGGACUGCAGAGCUGCGAUUGGCCGGCAGACUGGAAGCCGUUGAUGAUCACGUGUCCCUCAGGAUUUUAAACGUUAAAGUAGAGGAUUCUGGGACGUACAGAUGUGAGGUCAUCCUGGCAUCGCAGCAGCGCGCUUACGCUGACGUCAAUAUGACCAUUUUAGAAUGUCCAACUGAAAAGAAAAAAGGACCACAUCAUCAUCGACAAAGCUAUUCCAACAGAGAUGGCGAGAUCUGUGGACCAACAUGAUCAUCCAGG
Branchiostoma floridae (Florida lancelet) is the source of this 5163-nucleotide messenger RNA. RefSeq lists its product as uncharacterized. NCBI's taxonomy places the organism in Eukaryota, Metazoa, Chordata, Leptocardii, Amphioxiformes, Branchiostomatidae. The record is from RefSeq and is a predicted model, not a curated record. The transcript has 26 exons. The coding region runs from base 52 to 5154 and encodes 1700 amino acids. Gene Ontology annotation, molecular function: zinc ion binding; metalloendopeptidase activity.